CCCCCCCAAUACUCCCAAUUAACCCGCGCCUUAGCCUUCGCCGUGCUCGCCGAGCCCCACGUGGCAAAAACCCACCUCACCCACCUCCACGCCCUCGUCACCGACGGCUACGAUCUCCUCACCUCCACCCUCCUCGCCCUCUCCAACGAGUCCUUCUCCAAGCUCCUCGAUGCCCCCAAAGCCCAAUUUUUAUGGCUCUGCUCCAAGUUAAUCCAAGUCUCCGCGAUAAAGAUCGAAUCUUUGGUCGUAUCCCUGUUGAGGCAAAUCAAAGGCGGCGACUUUACCGAACCCAAUUUGUGGCUCUGCGCCGAGCUCCUCAGAAUCCUCUCUUCCAAUUGGGAUUGGUUGUUAGAUGAGCCUUUGGUUCUCACGAGUGCCCUGUUCGUGUAUCUUCGCUUGCUAUCUGAUCACUAUAGGCUUAUGGGUAGCAUCAAAAUGGAUGAAUUGAAGCGUAUGGAGAUCGAUUUCUGUAUCAAGGCGUUGAGACAAAGCUUUGAUUUGUGCUUUAGGAUCGGAAGGGAUCUCGUUCGCCUUCUCCAGGACCUGGUCCACAUUCCUGAGUUCAGAGAUUUGUGGAAGGAUCUAUUGUUUGAUCCUACCAAGUUUAAAUUCAUGGGUUUUAAUGAUUUCUCCGAUCUCUAUCGAUUAAAGACCCCAAGUCACUACCUUUCGCUCCGGAUCACCCCGGAGAUGGAGACCCAGUUGAGGUUUCUACUCACCCACGUGAAAUGGGGGAGCCAAAAGAGAUACCAACAGUGGUUUGCGAAGAAGCACUUGAAUUGGCCCAGCAGUGAGACUCUUAUACCAGAUAUAGUUCGAUUCGUAUGCUGUUCUCAUCACCCUUCAAAUGAGAUUAUCCAAUCCAAUGUGAUCUCGAGGUGGGCGGUGAUCGGUUGGCUUCUCAAGUGCUGCAAAAGAAGCUACUUUGAGGCCAAUGCGAAGCUCGCGUUGUUCUACGAUUGGUUGUUCUUCGAUGAGAAGGUGGAUAAUGUUAUGAAUGUUGAGCCUGCGAUGCUUCUGAUGGUGAAUUCGAUAACGCAGUAUGCGGAGAUCACUCACACUCUGAUGGAGUUUUUGUUUCUGUUGGUGGAUAAUUAUGAUGCCGAGAGAAGGGAAGUGAUCGUUCGCGGAGCUUUGUCAGCAUUUGAUGUGAUGGUGAGGAGAGGAGUGGUUAGUUCUCUGGAGCCUUUAACUUCUUCUGAGCUGAUUUCGCCAUUGCUUAGAGAGAAGCUAAGUAGCUUUCUUUCAAGUUCGAGUGGAGGUGUAUCUAUUCCCUCUCAAGAAGAAGAGUCAGCAGAAAACAAAUGCUAAUGUUUGGCAUCAUUUUUUUUCGUAUUUUUGUAAUUUUUUAGUUAAAUUGGUAUGUUGUUUUAUGUAUACUA
Ananas comosus (pineapple) is the source of this 1382-nucleotide messenger RNA. Its product is annotated as integrator complex subunit 3 homolog. The coding region runs from base 421 to 1311 and encodes 296 amino acids. NCBI's taxonomy places the organism in Eukaryota, Viridiplantae, Streptophyta, Magnoliopsida, Poales, Bromeliaceae. The transcript has a single exon. The record is from RefSeq and is a predicted model, not a curated record. Gene Ontology annotation, cellular component: cytoplasm.